AUGAGUUUGACAUUAGGAUUCUAGAGAGUGGUAUGCAAGAACCCAUACUCAACAUUCAAUUUAGCUCUAAUCAGGGUUGCGGUAUACCUUUAGCCCAACUGAGCUCCCCCACGGGCACGUGCUUAACUUUGUCCUACUCCGGCAGGCAAUCACACUUUCUAGAACUCCCGUUGCGAGGCUACAUUUCCGGCACGCUUGGCUCCAUUCUUUAGCUCUACAUAACAGCAAACAAUGAGCAGCGCGAUAUCAGAAAAUGCCGACGAAGAUGAUUUGUUCUCCAAGGCAUCAGAAGCUGCCGAUGAGCUCUACAAGAUUCGGGAGAGGUUUUACCCGGCAAACCCAGAUGAAAAAGCCUCCAUUUUAGAGAGCAAAUCCGAUCUUGCCCUCCAACUGCUCGAUGCAAUACCUCACGAGAGAAGGAAACUACCAAUCCAACGAGCGACAUACGAGUACUUGAGGGGCAAAAUAUUGGAUGUGUUUCCUGAUUAUAGGAAGGAAGCAGAGGAGCACCUCUCAAAAGCUGUAAAGUUGAACCCUUCUCUUGUAGAUGCUUGGCUAUGCCUAGGUAACUGCAUAUGGAAGAAAAGAGAUUUCUCAUCGGUCAAGAAUUGUUUCGUGUUUGGCUUGAGCAAGGGACCAAAUAAAAGAAUACUUUGUCAGCUGUCAAUGCUAGAAAGGGAAAUGGCUCAAGGUGCUGAAGAUGUGGCAGAAAUUGUUGAAGAGAGUGUUAAGCAUGCAAAAGAAGCUAUCACUCUAGAUGUUAAGGAUGGAUAUUCAUGGUAUAACUUGGGUAAUGCCUAUUACACAUCCUUUUUUGUCACCGGAGCUUGGGAUCACAGAAAACUCCUACAGUCAUUGAAAGCAUACCAAAAUUCUGAGAGAGAUGAACGAAUGAAAUGUUAUCCAGACCUAUAUUUUAACUUUGCAACUCUAAACAAAUAUCUGGAGAACUAUGAGAAAGCCCUUACUGGAUUUGAAGCUGCCGCAUUGAAGGAUCCUGGUCUAAAUGCAACAGAGGAGGUCCAACAAGUGCUUUACCUUCUUGACAAAUUACAUAGUUUGCUGACAGGGCGGAGUAAGUCAAAGCGUCUCUCUUCAAUGGCAUUGUCUCUCAAUAACGUUAAUGGUAAUCCCUCUUACAGAAAGACCACCAUAGAUUUUCUUUCCAGAGGUCUUAACAAAGGAGUGGUAUUAAUCGGGAAAGUUUUGUUCUCUGUUAAGCCUGGGACUUUAACUCCACCCUAUUAUGUUCUAUGUGAUUCCACUCAAGCAUGCUAUGUUCUACCGGCAUAUGGGGUACAAAAUGAAGCUAUUAAAGAAGGAGAUACAAUCACACUGUUUCAGCCCCACUGUCAUCAUGUUGACUUUUCAUGGAAAGGAAAGCAUUACCAAUUCAAGUCGGUGCGAGCAGAUUUCUCCGAGCAAGUGCUUGUGAAUGGGAAAGCUUUGUCUUCUAGACAUGGAGUUGGAUCCUCCUUUUAUUUACAAUACAAGCCUUUUUGAAGUGGGGGUGAAGAUGCACUCUUUUGCUUUGUACAUGAGCUCUGCACACUAGGAACACACCUUAGAUUUCUUUUUUGGGUUUGUCUUUUAGAUGAAUAUGUGAAUGGAUAGGCUUAUGACUUCAUUGGCAUUUGAAAAUUGAAACAAUACCAAGAUAAAAAAUUUGAAAAGAAAAAAAAGAAAGCAAUCGUGUAAUUAAAAGCAAUCAUGUACAUUUUAUUCCCUAUUGAUCAGUCUAAGAUUAAGUUU
Molecule: messenger RNA, 1752 nt
Organism: Cuscuta campestris
Lineage: Eukaryota; Viridiplantae; Streptophyta; Magnoliopsida; Solanales; Convolvulaceae
Source: the annotation of a GenBank genome assembly